GAGGAUCGGCGUCGCUCACCUCGGGUGGAGUCCGCCCUUCACUCCCCACCCACCCACUCCCCCCCCCGACCCCCCCCAAACCCCCCCUCCCCGCCGACAGAUCCGGCUCCGACCCCUUCGGAAUGCAGAUCCCACUCAUUCUGCUCCUGGUGCUGGGAACCGCAGCGCCCAGGAACGUCCUGUGGGUGAUCGAGGGGACGUCGUGUGACCUCCCCUGGCAGGCCGCCCUCUUCCAAGGGGACAAAUUCAUCUGCGGGGGGACUCUGGUGGCCCGGAAUUGGGUGCUGACGGCCGCCCACUGCCACGUCAAUGGCCACCUCAGCGUCCGCCUGGGGGGCCGUGGGGGUCGGGACCCCCCCGUGACGGAGCAGCGCCGCCUCUCAUCCAAAGCCAUCCCAUAUCCGCGCUACGACGCGGCCACCAAAGACGGGGAUCUGAUGCUCAUCAAACUCCUCCAACCCGCCCGGCUCCAUCAGCACGUCAGGCCGUUGCCGUUGGCUUCCAGCUGCCCCGUGCCCGGCAUGACCUGCCAGAUUUCGGGAUGGGGGUCCACCACCAGCCCCGAAGUCACCUUCCCCGAAGACCUCCGCUGUGCCAAAGUCACCAUCGUCCCGGAGGAGCGGUGUCGGCGCAUCUACCCGGGGUCCGUCACCGCCAACAUGGUGUGCGCCGGGGAGCACCGCAACCGCGCCGACUCCUGCCAGGGCGAUUCCGGGGGACCCCUCGUUUGCGACGGACGUCUUCAGGGCAUCGUCUCGUGGGGUCCGGGAGUCUGCGGGGACCCCCAAAAACCCGGCGUCUACGUCAACCUCUGCAAAUACACCCGAUGGAUCCACGACACCAUGAGAAGGAACUGAACCUCUCCCCACACCCCCCACCCCCCC
This is a messenger RNA of Gallus gallus (chicken), 884 nucleotides long. RefSeq names its product kallikrein-15-like. NCBI's taxonomy places the organism in Eukaryota, Metazoa, Chordata, Aves, Galliformes, Phasianidae. Gene Ontology annotation, biological process: proteolysis. The transcript has 6 exons. The record is from RefSeq and is a predicted model, not a curated record. Gene Ontology annotation, molecular function: serine-type endopeptidase activity. The coding region runs from base 123 to 857 and encodes 244 amino acids.